This is a messenger RNA of Entrophospora sp. SA101, 711 nucleotides long. The record is from the annotation of a GenBank genome assembly. NCBI's taxonomy places the organism in Eukaryota, Fungi, Glomeromycota, Glomeromycetes, Entrophosporales, Entrophosporaceae.
AUGUUAAAUGAAUGCCUUAAUUAUUCAUAUAGCGAAAAUAAAGCAUUAUUCAACGAUGCUGGACUAGCGGAAAAAAUCGCCGAAUUAAAAAGGGAAAUCGAAGAACAUAAGGGUAGAAUUGAUGAAUAUAAUGAAAAACAAAUAAAAGUUGAAGUGCUGGCUAAUUUGGAAAAUCUUCCUUACCGAGAUGUUAAGACCCAAGUUGAAACUCUUUUAGCGAAUGAAGUAGUGAAGGCAGAACUCAAAGAAAAAAAAUUCAACCCAGAAUUAAAUGCUUUAUUAGAGCAAAAAAUCUUUUCAUCAAAAAAUAGUUUGGAGCAAGAUAAAUUAAUAAUGAUUUUUUUUGAUUCAACCGAUACCGACGAGUUUAAUAAAGUAGCCCAAGAAACAGGAAUAGGAGAAGAUGAUUUAUUUUUUGGUGAAUUUAUUGCUCCCGCACCUGAAAACAAUAGAUUAUUAAUCACCGAAUUUACCGACGAUAUUCACCAAGAUACCCCAGAAACCCAAGAGAAACGGCAAGCAAUAAAUAAAAAAUUAAAUCAUUAUUUAGACCAAAUCAAAGCGUUAGCCCGAUUAAUAGCAACCAAAAAAGAUAUUUCUCAAACUUCCCACCAAAUCGCCGAUUAUUAUAUUAAUAAAAACUACCAGCACCGAGAAUUAAUUACAACUAUCGAACAAUCAAUUAAAGAUUCUAAUCUUGCGAACAAUUGA